Molecule: messenger RNA, 2775 nt
Organism: Megachile rotundata (alfalfa leafcutting bee)
Lineage: Eukaryota; Metazoa; Arthropoda; Insecta; Hymenoptera; Megachilidae
Product: ras-related C3 botulinum toxin substrate 1
Biological process (GO): small GTPase-mediated signal transduction
Molecular function (GO): GTP binding; GTPase activity
Source: RefSeq, a predicted model, not a curated record
ACUAUACUUGUGCCACCGGUUGUGUGAUCGCCGCAAGAAAAGCAUAAUAACAGGUGGCUCCGCGUCGCGGCAGGUGGAUCAGUAUCUUUUUUUUUUGUCUUUCGACGACGGUGUAUGUUCCCCCAUUGUUUUCGAGCGAUGCGCACAGUGCACGAUAUCUGACAGGGCGUAUUGAAGGCAUCGUAUUCGACACUUGAUCCGUAUUCUUGCCAGCCACAAGUGACAGUAGGAGAACAGAAAAAUGACCUGUCGAAGAAAAUGUGUGCCGUAAUCAAUGCAAUCGUUUUGUCGCUUUUCUUCGUUAGAUAGAGGUUAUAUAUAAAAUUAUUUCGGAAGUAUACGCAUGAAAGCUUAUAGAUGUGAUAAAGCAAACAAGAAAAUAAUGCCGCCGUCGUCGCAUACGAAUUGGACUAAACCCCUUUUGAAGAAUGGACAAACAAUGCAGAUGCAAGCGAAACGAACAAUGUGUUCUCAGCAGAAUCAGAAUUCGAAUGGUGGUGGGAUGGAACACAACGGUGGUCCACUCGACAGAAGAAUCAAAGUUGUUCUAGUAGGUGAUGGUGCCGUUGGAAAAACCAGUCUUGUAGUUUCUUAUUCCACAAACGGUUUCCCAGGAGAAUACGUGCCUACUGCUUUUGAUAAUUAUAAUGUGGUAGUUAAUGUCGAUGGUCAACCAGUAAAUGUUCAACUAUGUGAUACAGCGGGUCAAGAUGACUUCGAUCCUUUAAGAUCAUUGUGUUAUCCAGAAACAGAUGUGUUCUUAGUCUGCUUCAGUGUUGUGUGUCCUUCUUCUUAUCAUAGUGUAACUUCUCGCUGGAUAAAUGAAGUCCGAAAAUAUUGUCCAAAUGCACCAAUUAUUUUGGUAGGAACCAAAAGUGACUUAAGGUCAGAUGUACACCUUACAUUACAAUUAGCAAGAUAUGGUCAGACACCAAUUACAACAACUCAAGGACAUCAAUUAGCUCAAAGGGUAGGAGCUGUAAGUUAUGUGGAAACAUCUGCAUUAACCCAACAUGAUCUUAAAGAAGCAUUUGAUCAAGCAAUAGUUAGUGCUCUUAAUACAAGAAGGGGUGGUGCUAGUUUAUUAUAUAGGCGUAGGAAACCUUUAUCAUUAUGGCGUAGAUGGUUGUGUUGUUGGGAAAGACCUUCAAGUGGUGCAUAAAUAUUAAUUAUUAAACUCUCUAAAAUAUCCUCUGUGAUCAAGUGCAACUACUAUGUUAUCAGAAUUUGUCAAUACUUAUAAAUAUUUUUUAAUUAAAAAAUUUGAUCUCUUUAAUAGAAAACAACAUAAUUUUGCUAAAAUGUAUAUAAUGGUUAGACAUGUCUUGUAAUUGUAUAUAAAUUGUAUUUGUACAUUUUAAUUAUUUUGGUAAGUAAUCUUAUCAUGCCUUGUACAAGAUAGAUGACUUUCUAAUUUUUUUCUACUAAUACAAAAGAUUUUAAAUUCUGAUAACUAGGUCGUAUGCCGUUCGUAAAAUUCCUGAAGCCAGAUAUGGCAUAAUUUAUUAUAACAUUAAUUAUAUUUUUGUUACUAGUGUGUAAUUGGCUACUUGCCGGUUGUGAUUUUUUCUUUAUCUAUAGGAUCAUCAAUUCUAGAAUUUAAAAAUAUCAUUGCCGCGCGAUGGUUAUUAUCACAUCGUAAAUCAUAUUUAAUCCUAUGCACUUCUUCAUGCUGCAUUAUGAGAUAAAAAUUCUAAUUCACUUUUCAAGUGUUAACUCUUUAUGCUCUUAGUUGUAAUAAUUUAUUAUGGUAAAAUGUUAUGUAUUAGUGAAUAUUUAAUACAUUAAGAAGUAACAUAUACUAUUAGAAAGUAAAUUAUAGAUAUUAUUCUUUUAUUUAAACAAGAAAAAUAGAGUGCAAAGAGUUAUAAAUUUUAUUGGUACUAUGAAUGCAUAAAAAUAUUUUAAAGCAUACACAUCACAUUGAAACUACAAUAUUGCAUUGUUAUUGUGCAUAUAAAUCAAAUUAAUUAUUUAAUAAUACAUUUUUAUAUGAUACAUAUAAUACAUGCAUGAGCAAUAUACUACAGAUAAACUCUAGCAUCUAUUCUGCAUAUAAGAUAUAAUUAUUAUAAAUAUUAAUAGUCAAAAUCUUUUCACAGAAUACUAAAAAAAGAACUGUUGAAAAUAUUAGUGAGCGCUGUGAUUAUAAAAUUUAAAUUUUGUCAGGUUCUAUAGUUGUUUUUGUACAUAAAAAAUUGUAAGACUGUUCCUAUGUCUUAAAUUUACUUCCAUUUAACACAGUCUGAAAUGUCAAACUAUAACAUAAAUUACUUGAAUUAAAGUUUAAUUAAUUGUGUUUAAGAAGAAUAUCAUUUAGCUCUUAAUUCUUAAUAGCUGAAAUUUCUUUCAAAAAUUGUUAAACCAAAAUAAUAGUGAAAAAGAUAAAAGAUUAAGAAAAUUAAAAGCUAUACUUCUAUUAUAACAGCAAUUACUUGAACAAAAUAAUUUUAGUAAUUAGUUCAAAGUAAUUUGUGUUAUAAGGUAUUCUACACUGUUUAUUUAGAUAUUGUAAGUGUGUUCUACUACUUAGAAAGAUAGAAAAAUGUACAAACAUAGUUUUAUAAAUGUUUCCUUUAUUAAGUUACAAAUUUUUUGAAACAAUAAGUCAGAGAAAAUAUUUAAACUAAUCAAUGUUGAAAAAUAGAAUAAUUCCCUCGAAUUAUUUAAGAGAAAAAGUGUAGAACAUACUUUUAAAAUUUAUGUAUUUACAUUGAAUGUAAUGUCUACUUGUUACAGUUAUUUCUACUUUUUACUGUAUAUUGAAAAUUACAA